GUAGCUAAUCUUCCACGUCACAGGGAAGUUGGGAACGGACAGCUCGAGAAGAUCUCUGAGCAAUUUUACAGAUGCCCAAUUAAAUAACAGACGCAACAAAUGAUAUUUUGAAAUAUAGUAAACGUGCAGUAAAAGGCAGCUACGUGCUUAUUUCUCUAUCGUGACCAAGUGCGGAAAGAUUGGUUUGGGAAUCAUCUUAACAGUUCUGUUGAUUGGGGUGUUGCAAGAGGAAAGACGAUCCAUCCGGCAAAAUGACAGCCGCAGAGAAUGUUUGUUACACUUUGAUCAAUGUUCCAAAUGACUCCGAACCUCCAUCUGAAGUCAGUCUCAAAGCAGACUUAGAAAAAGGAGAGAUCAAGGCAAAGACAGAGGCCCUGAAGAAGGUAAUCAUCAUGAUACUGAAUGGAGAGAAGCUGCCAGGCCUACUGAUGACCAUCAUCCGAUUUGUCCUCCCACUUCAAGACCACACCAUUAAAAAGCUUCUGCUAGUCUUCUGGGAGAUUGUCCCCAAAACGACUCCAGAUGGCAAGCUGCUUCAGGAGAUGAUCCUGGUCUGUGACGCCUACAGAAAGGACUUGCAGCACCCCAACGAGUUCAUCCGUGGAUCCACCCUGCGCUUCCUGUGCAAGUUGAAGGAGUCUGAGCUGCUGGAGCCCCUCAUGCCCGCCAUCCGCGCCUGCCUGGAGCACCGCCACAGCUACGUUCGCCGCAAUGCUGUACUGGCCAUCUACACCAUCUACAGGAACUUCGAAAAUCUCAUCCCAGAUGCCCCUGAGUUGAUCCAUGAUUUCCUUGUGAAUGAAAAAGAUGCCAGCUGCAAGAGYAAUGCUUUCAUGAUGCUCAUUCACGCAGACCAGGACAGAGCUCUGGAUUACCUCAGCACCUGCAUUGAUCAAGUGCAUACAUUUGGAGAUAUUCUCCAGUUGGUCAUUGUGGAGCUAAUUUACAAGGUGUGCCACGCUAACCCGUCGGAGCGUGCCCGCUUCAUCCGCUGCAUCUACAACCUGUUGCAGUCCUCCAGCCCAGCCGUCAAGUACGAGGCAGCUGGCACUCUUGUCACGCUGUCCAGCGCACCCACUGCCAUCAAGGCUGCUGCCCAGUGCUACAUUGACCUGAUUAUCAAGGAGAGUGACAACAACGUGAAGCUGAUUGUCCUGGAUCGUCUGAUAGAGCUGAAGGAGCAUCCCACUCAUGAACGUGUUCUCCAGGACCUGGUGAUGGACAUUCUGCGUGUUUUGAGCACGCCUGACCUCGAGGUCCGGAAGAAGACCCUGCAGCUGGCCUUGGACCUAGUUUCAUCCCGGAAUGUAGAGGAGUUGGUGAUAGUUCUGAAGAAGGAGGUGAAAACCAACAACGUGACGGAGCAUGAGGACACUGAUAAAUUCAGGCAGCUGCUGGUGCGCACCCUCCACUCAUGCAGUGUACGCUUCCCUGACAUGGCGGCCAAUGUCAUUCCUGUGCUGAUGGAGUUCCUGAGUGACACUAARGAGGCAGCGGCGGCUGAUGUGCUGGAGUUUGUGAGGGAGGCCAUUCAGAGGUUCGACAACCUGAGGCCCCUCAUCAUCGAGAAGAUGCUGGAAGUCUUCCACGCCAUCAAGACUGUCAAGAUCUACAGAGGAGCGCUUUGGAUCCUGGGAGAAUACUGCAGCACUAAAGAGGACAUUCAGAGUGUGAUGACAGAAGUGCGCAGGUCYCUUGGAGAGAUCCCCAUAGUAGAGAACGAGAUCAAGAAAGAGGCUGGGGAGGGGAAGCCGGAAGAAGAGGUGAGCGCAGCGCCAGCAGCCAAACUGGUGACAGAGAUGGGCACCUACGUCACACAGAGCGCCCUCAGCUCCUCCCGUCCCUCAAAGAAGGAAGAGGACAGGCCUCCUCUCAGGGGCUUCUUGAUGGACGGAGACUUCUAUGUGGCAGCCUCGCUGGCCACAACCCUGACCAAAGUGGCCCUGCGAUAUGUCGCCAUCGUUCAAGACAAAAAGAGACAGAAUUCCUUUGUGGCUGAGUCUAUGCUGAUCAUGGCCACCAUCCUCCACUUGGGCAAGUCCUCUCUGCCCAAGAAGCCCAUCACAGACGACGAUGUGGACCGCAUCUCGCUGUGUCUCAAGGUGCUGUCCGAGUGUUCGCCCCUCAUGAACGACAUCUUUAARAAGGAGUGCCGCAAGUCCCUGUCUCACAUGCUCACUGUCAGGCUGGAGGAGGAGAAGCUAUCUCAGAAGAAAGAGUCAGAGAAGCGGAACGUACUGGUGCAGGCAGACGACCCCAUUUCCUUUAUGCAACUGACGGCCAAGAACGAGYCGUCCUCCAAGGAGGACCAGUUCCAGCUCAGUUUACUGGCUGCCAUGGGAACCACUCUUAAYAAGGAGGCUAACGACCCCAUGGCCUCCAAACUCAACAAGGUUACCCAGCUGACUGGUUUCUCAGACCCAGUCUAUGCUGAGGCCUAUGUCCAUGUCAACCAGUAUGACAUUGUGCUGGARGUGCUGGUCGUCAACCAAACCAACGACACCCUUCAGAAUUGCACCCUGGAGCUGGCGACAUUGGGUGACCUCAAGCUGGUUGAGAAGCCUUCUCCUCUCACUCUGGCACCCCAUGACUUUGCCAACAUCAAGGCUAACGUCAAAGUGGCGUCCACAGAGAAUGGCAUCAUAUUUGGCAACAUAGUGUAUGACAUAUCAGGAGCUGCCAGCGACAGGAACUGRGUGGUCCUUAGUGACAUCCACAUUGACAUCAUGGACUACAUCCAGCCAGCCUCGUGCACAGACGCGGAGUUCAGACAGAUGUGGGCCGAGUUUGAGUGGGAGAAUAAGGUGACWGUGAACACCAACAUUGCAGACCUGAACGAGUACCUCCACCACAUCCUCAGCUCCACCAACAUGAAGUGCCUGACCCCAGAGAAGGCACUUUCUGGAUUCUGUGGCUUCAUGGCUGCCAACCUGUAUGCCCGCUCCAUCUUCGGUGAAGACGCCCUGGCCAACGUCAGCAUUGAGAAGCCCAUCCACCUGGGUCCUGAUGCCCCUGUCAACGGACACAUCCGCAUCCGGGCCAAGAGCCAGGGUAUGGCAUUGAGUCUGGGUGACAAGAUCAACCUUUCCCAGAAAAAAACAUCUGUAUAAAGUCAACUGAAAACCAGCAGUCCAACUGAGAACUCCACAUCACUGGACCAAGAUUCAUCUGCAAAGAAAUGUGCUUUCUGCUAGUCCUCUCUAGUCUCUUCUAUCUGUCUCUGGCCAUAAACAGAUAGCUUUUUUUUUAUGGCCAUUUGAUUAAGUACUGUUCUAUAUGUGGGUAUGAGAGAUGGUUUUACACCUCCUGUGUCAGGAAGAAACUCCCUCUUACUGUCCUCCAAGUGAUAGGCCAGGGAUAUCUUUCAUUUUCAAUAAACAUGUCAUAUAUAACAAAACAUACUCCCAACAUUUGUCAGACGAUGGGUUGUUUGCGUGUUCAGUCUUUCUUAUGUUAAGGGAACGCGAGGUAGGAAAAACUUCUGAUCCACCACCCCUUAAUUAAGCUGUUGCCAAAUGUUAUGACAGUAAAGUUAAAUGCAAUGUCAGACUAAACCAUGAAAUAUGGAUUCAGUUUGAAUGCACAUUCCAUCCUCUACGGCUGUGUUUACACAGGCAGCCCAAUUCUGAUGUUUUUGCCACUAAUUGGUCUUUUGACCAAACAAAUGAUCUGAAUUGGGCUGCCUGUGAAUAAGCAGCUUAGCUGAUCUCAUGUCCCAUUAUUGUCUUUACACUACAGAUAAUGACUCAUCAAAGUGGUUAUUGUAUCAGAUGCAUGCAAAUUCCUUGAAAGUAAAAUUUUAACAUUA
Molecule: messenger RNA, 3808 nt
Organism: Salvelinus sp. IW2-2015
Lineage: Eukaryota; Metazoa; Chordata; Actinopteri; Salmoniformes; Salmonidae
Source: RefSeq, a predicted model, not a curated record